UAUGUUUUGUUGCUUCACACACUCUAUAGUUCCAUGUUAGCAAAAUGGUUCACUUCAUAUUUUGUUAUCCAACAUGCCAAUUGUGUUUCUUGUUAUAAAAAAAUUGAAUAGCUUCAAUAAAUCUAUGUAUGAUUAUGCCACCCUUUUGGAAAUUUUAGAGAAAAAAGGGAAAUUUGGCACCCCAUUUGUGUUGUCUGACAAUAAUGGAGCCCAGGAUUAAGUAUUUUCUUCUUCUAAGAGUCUUUCAAAUUGAUUGAAGGGACUUUUGUGAAUUUUGCCAGAAGACAUGGCUACUGCAAAUGGUGGAACUGGAGCUGAGAAGCACAAGAGGAAAACUAAUGAUCCUUUUCUUAAGCAAGGGGGACACCAACUCAUGCCAAGAUCACCUAGAUUGUGCACACCUAUUCGGAAGGAAUGGCCGGAGAGUUUUCCGAAUGACAAUGUGAUUGGUAAUGAGGAUAAUGGUUUGAAUAGAUAUAUUACUUCCUUAGCUGGAUCUGGACCUCCUGGUACUAGUUUUUGCUCCUCAAUAGAUUCUGAACACAUUGUUGAAGAGUUGCCUGUUAGGAAUUAUAAGAACCCGAAUUAUUUGACUAUUGAGUCUAAGUAUAAUAGAUUGAGUAGAGAAAUUGUCCCCAAGGUUGAGGAACAGAUACCACUCAGAUUAAGCAAAGGACUCAAGGGAAUUGAUUCUGAAUUUUGGGGCCUGAAGUCUCUUCCUGGCAAGAGUGUAAAUCAUGACUCACUGAAUGUCUCAGAAGGUAGAAGCAAUAUGGGCAAGGCUAUCAUCUCAAACAAUGCACAUCUAAUUAGCAGUAUAACUCAGAGUACUUCAUCUGCAUAUAAUUAUCCUCAAUUGAUUGUAAAGCAAACAAAGAAGGGAAAGGGGAUUAUUUGUGAAGAUUUAAACCAAAGCUUCAGUACUGGAGGAGCACUUAACAGCCAAGAGGAUGAGAAACCUGCUUUUGCAGCUAAGUUUCAAUCCGAGACACUGGUGAGAUCAAAUGUUGAUGAGAAUAAGCCUUUAUUGGAAGGAACUUUCUUGUCUGGUAGCAAAGGACUCAACUUAAGAGAGUGGCUGAAGUCUGAAGGACAUAAAGUAAAUAAAUCAGGAAGGAUUCGUAUAUUUAAGCAGGUAUUGGAAUUGGUUGAUUUUGAACACUCUCAAGGACUCGUCUUGCUAGACUUUCGACCAUCUUGUUUCACUUUAUUGCCUUCAAGUAAAAUUAAGUAUAUUGGUUCAUAUGGCCAACAAGAGUUAGAUGAUGAAGUCAUGACAUGUAAUGUGACUAGGAAAAGGCCUUUGGAACAGAACACCUGUGCUUGCCAGAGUUUGAGUACAAAGCAACAAAAGCUCUGUGAGGAGACAGGAUCUUCGAGGCAGCAGCAUCACGGUACCAGUAUUCAUGGCUGCCGGAUGACAGUAAAUCAAACUGACUCAGACACAAACAGACCUGUGGAAUCAAAGAGUAAAGAAAGUCUAUGCCAAAAUAAUUCUAUUUGUACUGAAGAAAAGCAGUUUAUGUCUGCAUUUAUUAAGUUAGAAGAGAAGUGGUAUUGUAGUCCAGAAGUGCUCAACGAUGGAGUAUGCAUGUUGUCAUCAAAUAUUUAUAGUCUUGGAGUUCUCCUUUUUGAGUUGCUGUGCAAUAUUGAGCCAUGGGAGGCGCAUUCAACUGCGAUGUUGGAUUUGUGUCAGAGAAUCUUACCACCUAAAUUUCUAGCAGAAAAUCCGAAGGAAGCUGGCUUUUGUCUUUGGCUUUUGCAUCCUGAACCUUCUUCUCGCCCCAAUGCCAGAAUGAUUUUAGAGUCAGAAGUUAUGCGUGAAUCAGAGGAAUCAAAUUCUGUAGAUGAUGUUGGAAUAUCUGAUGACGAGGCUGAAACAGAGCAAUUACUAGAUUUUCUAAUUUUAAUCAAAGAAGCAAAGAAAAAACGGGAAGCGAAGCUGGAAGAAGAGCUAAAUUUAUUGAAUGAAGAUAUUAAGGAGGUAGAAAAAAGUUAUUCAUUUGUGACAGAUUCAGUAUUUCCUUUGGUGCAAAUGAACAAUCCUGAAGUGAGAGGAGACAAUUUAUAUUUUCAAGAUCCUUCCGGUUCAGACAUUAGUAGAUCCAUUCGAAGGUCAUUUGGUGAUGAAGAAAGAUUUAUGAGUAAUCUAAAUCAGCUAGAGAAUUCUUACUUUUCCAUGAGAUUCCGAGUGCUGCCAAAAGAGGCUUCAUCUGUUUCAAGCAAUGAAAAAAAUGUGAUGGAAAGUAGAUGGAGGUUGCCUCAAGUAGAGAAUGUUAAUAAGGAGUCUAGAAGAAUUCAGAGUUCUGUUGGUUGUGUAGGAUCCUUCUUUGAAGGUUUAUGCAAGUUUGCUCGUUACAGCAAGUUUGAAGAGUGUGGCAGAUUAAGAAAUAGAGAUCUGCUUAGUUCUGCCAAUGUAAUGUGUGCUCUAAGUUUUGACCGUGAUGAGGAUCACAUUGCAGCAGGAGGAGUUUCAAAGAAAAUCAAGAUUUUCGACCUUAAUGCUAUUGCAAGCGAUUCUGUUGACAUCCAGUACCCAGUAAUUGAGAUGUCAAAUAAAUCAAAGCUUAGUUGUGUGUGCUGGAACACUUACAUUAAAAAUCAUCUGGCAUCUACUGACUAUGAUGGUGCAGUUCAGAUGUGGGAUGCAGACACGGGUCAGCCAUUGUCUCAAUACAUGGAGCACCAAAAGAGAGCUUGGUCUGUUCACUUUUCUCUGUCAGACCCAAAAAUGUUUGCUAGUGGAAGUGAUGACUGCUCUGUCAAACUGUGGAGUAUCAGCGAGAGAAAUUCUCUGGGAACCAUAUGGAAACCUGCCAAUAUAUGCUGUGUUCAGUUCUCUGCUUACUCAACAAAUCUUCUAUUUUUUGGAUCAGCUGAUUACAAGGUUUAUGGUUAUGAUCUUCGUCACACUAGAAUUCCUUGGUGCACAUUAGCUGGUCAUGGCAAAGCUGUUAGCUAUGUAAAAUUUAUAGAUUCUGAAGCAGUUGUCUCUGCUUCCACUGACAACUCUUUAAAGCUUUGGGACCUGAACAAAACCAGCUCUUCUGGUUUGUCAUCUGAUGCUUGUGCCAUGACCUUUAAAGGUCAUAGUAAUGAAAAGAAUUUCGUGGGAUUAUCUGUUUUGGAUGGAUACAUUGCAUGUGGUUCAGAAUCUAAUGAGGUGUACUGUUAUCACAAAUCACUGCCUGUGCCAAUUGCUACUCAUAAAUUUGAGUCAAUUGAUCACAUUUCUGGUCAUCUAAAUAGUGGUGAUAAUAAUGGACAGUUUGUUUCUAGUGUUUGCUGGAGAAAGAAAUCUAACAUGCUUGUUGCUGCCAACUCAGUUGGAAUUGUGAAACUAUUGCAGAUGGUCUGACAGAAAAGAGAAAAUAUUUGGUUAACAUUUAAGCCUGAAAAGCUAUUCAUUUCCUGACUCGAUAAUAUUUUGAUUUAGUAUACCUGUCAGAAGACUAGUUCUUUAUUCAGGCUUCAAUGAUUAAUAGGGUAUAAAGCUUAAAUGGGUUCACCAUUUGGCAUUGCUUCUGAGGCAAGCAUCAAUGUACAAUUGUGAACCAAAGUAAGCUGAACAAGAAAUGUACAUAGCAUGUACAAAUGUAGGCUUUUGAACUGAAGCACUGAUGAAGCUGGAGCAUGCAAGUCUCUCUCAAAUGCGGUAUUGCACGUUACUAGUGGUUUUCUCUAAUGUCUGAUCCAUUACUUCUGUAUAUAGCACGCCCUCCUAAGCAGAGAUACAUACUAAUUACCUUUACUUUCAGAUCACUUUUAGUUUCUCGGAAAAGUACAGGAGAUGAUCUAUGCUUUGCAUUUACUUUGACAUAUAUUAACUGUUGUAGUUAAUAUGAUGGUUCAAAUAUUAAUUUUACGCUUUCAUUUAAAAUUGUGGACAAGUUGCAUCUGCA
This is a messenger RNA of Glycine soja, 3902 nucleotides long. RefSeq names its product protein SUPPRESSOR OF PHYA-105 1-like. NCBI's taxonomy places the organism in Eukaryota, Viridiplantae, Streptophyta, Magnoliopsida, Fabales, Fabaceae. The record is from RefSeq and is a predicted model, not a curated record. The coding region runs from base 287 to 3358 and encodes 1023 amino acids. Gene Ontology annotation, molecular function: protein binding; protein kinase activity; ATP binding. The transcript has 8 exons. Gene Ontology annotation, biological process: photomorphogenesis; protein phosphorylation.